Molecule: messenger RNA, 2511 nt
Organism: Naegleria gruberi
Lineage: Eukaryota; Heterolobosea; Eutetramitea; Acrasida; Naegleriidae
Exons: 4
Coding region: 1-2511 (836 amino acids)
Molecular function (GO): protein binding
Source: RefSeq, a predicted model, not a curated record
AUGCGUCUGCUCAUUUUGCUGAGUUUAUUCUUGUUUGUUCAGCUUGGUUAUUCGAAACUGGUUGCGUAUAGAUGGGAACCUAUCAGUGGUGUAGGCAAAUUUUCAACAGCUUUUGCCAAUGCAUACCAAUCCGAAAAUCAGCCAGAAAUUAUUUAUUUUCAGGAAUCUUCUUUUCGUAUUUUUAAAUUUAAUCAAACUUCUGGUGAUCGAAAAUUAUUGGUUGGUUGUUAUUCUGGUUGUAUGACCGAGAAUUCGGUUUCUACUGGUGAUAUCAAUAGUGCAACUACCGUUUAUCUCACCAUUACUAGUUUUCAUGUGGACGAAACUUCAUACGACACUAUUUAUAUUGCUACCAACAAGCAGAUCUACAAAUUUCAAAAUGGAAAUUUAAUUCUUCUUUCCAAGCAGUUAGGAACUUCCACUACCAUUCAGGAAGGUUCAGCACUUUCGAAUACCAUUUUUACCAAAAUUGGUUCAAUUUCUAGGGAUCCUAUUGGAAACUUGUAUAUUUGUGAUGAAUCAAACCUAUAUAGAGUUGAUUUAAACGGAAUUAUUAAGUUUAUGAGUUUGCGAGAUGGAUUUACACUAACCAAGAAAGAUGGCUUUUCAAACGAAACAAUGUUUUCAACUUAUAUUUCGAAUAUAAGAUAUCACAAGGGAUACUUGUAUGGAUGUGAUUUAUUCUCAAUAUUCAAGAUUAAUUUACAAACAUGGUGGAUGACUGUCAUUCAAGGGAGAAAAUUUGAUGGAAAUACCAAUGAUGGACCUGCUUUGGAUGCUAAACUUAAUUUUGUGUAUGGAUUUGCAGUUUCUCCUAUUGACGAUUCAAUUUAUCUUUCAAAUUUAGGAUAUUGGAAAGUGAUUAAUCAAACUACUGGGAAUAUUUCGACCAUUUUGUUGUUCGAUUCAUCUAUUGUAUCACCAACUUUUUUCUCACCAAAUCAUAUUUUUCAUGCACAAGCUAUAAUGAAAGCUGAUUUGUCCCUUAAACAAGUUUAUCCAAUUUUAAAUAUUAAUGGAGCUAUUAUUGAUGGUACUAAUGUGCAAAAUAGAGUGUUUGAUUCAAUAGCUGCUAUUGCGUUCAAUCAAUCAAGUAAUGAACUAUUAAUUGCUGAUUCUAAUUUUGGAUUUAAUUUAAAGAAAGUGGAUUUGACAACUGGAACUGUGUCUACCAUUCCAUUAAUAGACAAAUUUUCAAAUGUUUCAUGUUGGAAUUCUUCUGAAGAGACUAAUGAGAGUUUUAUCCGUUCAAAAUUCAUUCCCAAUGCAUUACAACUCAGAAAUUCUGAUUUAUACGUUUCAUCAACUAAAAUGAUUCAAAAAAUAGAUGUAUCUAAAGGAAACGGUUGUUUAUAUGCUGGUUCCAUUACUGGUGAUAGAUUAAGAAAGAAAGGUCCUCCGUCCUCAAUAAUUUUGAAAAAUCCAACAGGAAUAUUCUGUCUCGAUUCAUUUUCUACGAUUUAUAUUGCGGAUACUGAUAAUCAUAGAAUUCUCAAAUAUACCUCAAACGAAAUGGUAGAGGUUAUUGCUGGUAUUGGAUUUCAGGGAUUUUCUGGUGAUGGAGGUUUGGCAAUUAAUGCUCAAUUAAACAAACCUCAUUCAGUUCAUUUUGAUAAGAAUUCUGGUAAUAUUUACAUUGCUGACAGUGGAAACCACAGAAUUAGAAUGAUAUUUCCUAAUGGAACAAUAACCACAAUUGUUGGAAGUGGUACUAAUGGAUUUAAUGGAGACGGAUUGAAUCCAUUAGAAACUCAUCUCAACUUACCAAAAUAUGUAUUCUAUGAUUCUGAAAUUUUAUACAUUUCAGAUUCUUUCAAUCAUAGAGUCAGAUCUUUUUUCAAUGGAACUAUUAGUACAGUGUUAGGAAAUGGAAUUACUGGAUCUAGCCUUGUUCCCAAUAAUCCUAAAGAAACUCAAUUGAAUUCACCAUUUGGAUUGUUUGUUUCAAAUCAUAAUCUCUUUGUAGCAGAUACUUAUAAUCACAGAAUAUUGUGUGUUUAUUAUGAUUUCAAGGUUGAAAUCAUUGCUGGAACAGGUGAAUCAGGAUAUAAUGGUGAUGGUAUGGUUGCAACACAGGCAAAACUCUUCCUACCAAGUAUGGUAUAUGUCAUUGACCAAUCUAUUUAUAUUGCUGAUACUGCUAAUAACAAAAUUCGUAUAAUUAAUGGAGGUGUAAUUUCAUCCUUCCAUGAAAAAAUACUAUCUCCGAUUGGUUUAUGCUCAGAAGUGCCAUAUUUUGUUUAUACAGCAGGAAAUUUAGUUUUAUCAAAUGGUCGAACGGAACCACUUGUAGGAGGUAUUGCAGAUGGAUCGAAUGUCUUUUAUGCUAAUGUAAAUCCCACAAAAAUUCUGUUAACUACAGACAACAAGAUGGUCAUUUCGGAAUCUGAAACUAAUAGGAUUAGAAUGAUUGAUAAUAUUAAGGGAGGUAUUAAGACAAUUUCUGGAACAGUCAAAAAGUUGGGUCUGACCUUUAGGUUGGGUUUGGGUUUGGGUAUGGCGAAAACCUAA